This is a messenger RNA of Theobroma umbraticum, 968 nucleotides long. RefSeq lists its product as uncharacterized. The record is from RefSeq and is a predicted model, not a curated record. Lineage: Eukaryota; Viridiplantae; Streptophyta; Magnoliopsida; Malvales; Malvaceae. Gene Ontology annotation, cellular component: Golgi apparatus.
GUUUAAAUUCCAGACCAUAUUGGAGCGCGGGAAUACCCAAAAAAUCAGCUGCUGCUUAGGAGACCGUCGCAACGCAACCCAAGCCACAACGACGUACGAUCGACUAACAGGAGAGAGAAAGGAGGAGAGAAAUGGCUCCCAGGAAGCGAAAGGCGACGGUCGGCAACGAGGGGGAAGCCAACCCUCUAGGUCAAGAGACGUCGAAGAGGGUGACCCGGAGCAUGACAAAGCCGCCGGGUGACGAGUCUUCCGAGUUGGCUCAGCGCAACAAGGAGAAACCCAAGGCAAAAGCGAACGCAAGUGCCAAGGAGAAGAAAGUCAAGGUGGCUGUAGCUGUGGAGGAGGCUGCGCCUGAGGACUUGACCGUCUCUGAAGAUGGGUCCCACAAUAAGACUGUAGUAGUCGAACACUGCAAGCAAUGCAACUCGUUCAAGACAAGGGCUGUUCAAGUCAAAGAUGGUUUGGAGAAAGGUGUCCCUGGCAUCAAAGUGUUGCUCAACCCUGAAAAGCCAAGAAGAGGUUGCUUUGAAAUACGAGAGGAAGGUGGCAAGAAGUUCAUAAGUCUGCUGGACAUGAAGCGACCAUUUAAACGAAUGAAGGACCUCGACAUGGAGAAGGUGAUCUCGGAUAUCGUUGACAAGAUUAACUGAUGAGGACCAUGUGUGCAUAGAACUGGAAGUAUGUCCUGAUUGUUACAGUGACAGCAUUUUGUGGUUUUACCAGAUUAACUUGCCAUGUGGAAAAGGAGGGCUCGGAAAAAAAAAAGGAAAGAAAAACUUCAUUUUGUGUAUUAUUUAUAGUUCUUGAUCAUUCAAUGUGUCAGCAGAUGAUUUUACAUUCAUAGGUAUUGUGGAUAUUGUUAGCUGGUGGGCUUGUAGAAGAUUCCAAGUAAUACUGCUUCCGAAGCAACCUGGAUCUGUAUUCUUGUUUAUCUUUCUGUAACCGCAUUAACCUUUUAAUUUUUUCCA